AGCCACUAAUUGUCGCAGCUUGCCUGAGUAGUGGGCAUGGGCACAUAUUCUCUAUGAUGGGCAUGUCGCACGACUGAUUGUCGAGAACGGCGAGACACUGGAGCUGGAACGGGAGAAAUAAGAGCGCAAUGCCACGGCCGUUGCCAGGUGUCGGCCAGCACGGCGUAAGCGUCCUGUGCACGCGACAUUCUGCAUGACAACGGCGUCAGGCGGCAGCCAACGGGCUGCAGCGCUGUGUCGGCCGGAGAGACAUCGCGAUGUUGCACGGGCGGCGCGUGCUACUCGCGCUGCUCCUGUGCGGCCUGCUCUGCACGCUGCUUGUGCCGUUCACUCUGGUGCUACGUUCGCCGACGGCCUGCAGCUCUGGUGACGAAGACGACGACGACUAUGAAGGCGGAAGCGCGGGGGACCACCGAUUAGCAGUGAUCAUUCCGUUUCGCGAUCGCUUCGACGAAUUGUUGCGGCUGGCGCCUCACUUGCACCGCUUUCUGCGCAAACAGGAGAUUCGGCACAGGCUGGUUGUGGUGAACCAGAUUGACACGCUGCGAUUCAAUCGAGGCUCGCUUAUCAAUGCUGGCUUCUUGGAGAGCGAGGCAGACUGUGACUAUGUUGCCAUGCACGACGUUGACCUCCUGCCGCUGAACCCCCAGCUAAGCUAUGCAUUCCCUCCCAAUGGUGGCCCGCACCACCUCGCUGCACCAGGCCUGCACCCGCGGUACCACUACCCAACCUUUGUUGGUGGCAUUCUUCUGUUGAGCACAGCCCGCUUCCGCCAGUUGAACGGCAUCUCGAACCGCUACUGGGGUUGGGGCCUCGAGGAUGAUGAAUUCUAUGCACGUAUUCGCGAGGCUGGCCUCAACGUUACACGACCUGUUGGCAUUACAACAGGAAAAAAAGACACUUUUCGACACCUGCAUGACCGCCGGCGCCGGCCGAGAGACACAGCGCGGACGGCACAGCAGAGGCGCGAGAAUCGUCGUAGGGACCGCCGAACUGGGCUGGGUGACAUAAGGUAUCAAGUCAAGGCAAGACACAAGCUUAAGAUUGACGGGGCACCUGUGGAUGUGCUUGAUGUUAGACUGCUUUGCAAUCGUACUGACACGCCAUGGUGUGAAUUACCUGUAAAUUGAUUGACAUGGACACUUUGGUGUCCACUGGACUCUUGUUUUCUUGCAUCAAGCAGUGGUGUGGUCCCCCCCCCCCCCCGACCCUUUUUUUUCUUUAGCACGUGUUUAUGUUGUCAUCGGUCACAUGUGUGAAAACUGCAGUGUCUUCGUUCCUUGCUGCAAUCUGGCAGGCCGGCUUUCACACUUGUUACUUUGUACUCACAUUGCUGUGGCACUGCGUAUAACGAAAUGCCAACUAGCUCCCAUAUGUUGAUAAUUUUGCAGUUCUUCAGGGUGUUAUAUUUUUGUUGUUAACAGGCUGCAUGAUAAAGUGCCAUAACUGCCUGUUCAAGGGCAACCUUCAGUGUCAUAGAUAUGUAAUUAUGACGAAGGAAAGCUGCAACUUUGGGUACUGUCAGAACUAUAGUGGUAUUCAGAGAUUUGUCAUUAUACAUAGUCUUGCACUCUAACCUCGGAACAUUCUUUUGCAGGUUACACACCACUCAACAUUGGGAACAGGUUUUGUGAAGUUAUUUGUUUCACAAGAUAGCUGCUUCAGUUGCAUGCAGGAUUAUAACCAGCCCUGUUAAUUUUAAAAGUGCAGUGGUUUGAAAGUGUGACAUGAAUAACAGAGACAGACGCCUGUGUGUGUCUGUCUGCAAUUUGUGUUUUGCUUUCAAGCCAAUCCAAUCUUAGAAUGAACACGAACCAAUUAGCCCCAUUAAUUUUUCACCUCUGUUAACUUGUAACACCAGUGCCUAUAAUUCCUUAGUUAGUCACUGUAGUACAUGUUUAGUGCUUGCAACUUUUUUAAAGCAAUAUUUCUAUUUUAUUUGACAGUAUUCAUUCUGCCUUUUUUAUUUUGGCUGCUUUUGAGCUUGCACUGUUUUGACUGCUGUAAAAAAAGUUUUCCUAAGCAACUUCUGACUCUGCACAUGUACCAUGUUUCUUUCCCAUGGCAACAUGACUCUCACUUACCUCAAACAGCAAAUUGGCAUUGCUAACAAAUUAGCUCAUUGUCAAGAGCAGAAUUCAGUCUCAUUUAGGUGCAGACAAAGUCAAUAACAGAUUAUAGAUCCUGAAUUGGUUGAUACUUGAUAUGUACACAUGAAGGUCACGUUGGAAGAUUCCAUUGUUAAAUUCUUUGCUGAAGCUGCUAUCAAAUCUACAAGAGCACCAAUUUGCACAAACAUGAAACAUCUGUAGUUGUUUUGCCAUCUCUUGGUUCCAUACUCAUGUGUUUCAGUUACAGAGCUUGCAGUUGUAGGUAAAAGUUUUCAAUAUUGAACACAGUGCCUGCUGCCAGUAGGCAUACAAGUCUCGGACUUUUAGUACAGGACUCUGAUGUGACAGGCGAUGCUUACUGUAAAAGAAUGAGGGCAUGUUUUGACAUCGUUUUGUAGGGAUGUUGUAAGCAGUGUCUGCUCUGUGAAGAAUGGCUGCGAGAAUAAGCUGUGCUACAAACAGAAUUGCUUAUCACGUUUAUUCACAUAUAUUCAUGUAACAGCAACUGAAUUUUCAGCUUCAUUUAUACAUUGACUCAAUAAGCUGGAGUCGCUACUGUGGGUAUGUCCAAAUAAUCGAAUGAUCGGAAAAAGUAAUGCUCUGAAAGAUUGGCCAGUGACUAAAUAUAUUCCUUUGAAAUUGGUUCUGCCCUGAACUAGAUGCAAAUGAAAAAUUGAAGUAUUGGUGUCUAUAUGACACUCAUAAACAAGCUCUAAAGAUAAGGUGAUUCACAAUAAAUUUGAAGUUGACUGGCAUGCAUUUUUCAUGAACCGAAUCGAGUUAAGAGACAAACUCGUACGUCUACUUUUUUUGUUGAGCCUGCUUAUGUCAAAUUUUAAAGAAAUUAUUCAACACAGUUUGCUUUUUCAAUAGGUCCUUUACACCAAACACUCACAAGAAAACACAGUGUAGAAAUACAAAGAGAAAGCUUUCUAUAAAACAACUGUCGUAUUUGAAACUAUCACUGUGUUAUGAUCGGAAGGAAAGGAAACCGACCGCUCAAUUUACUAGUUAAAUAAUAAAAAGCCAACAAACAAUGGCCUGAAGGACAGCAUAAGGGAAAAUAUUUGUAGUGCUUAGUUGAAGCAAAAUAAUUUGAAUGAAUGUGGAUGAAUAAAUAGUUAUCCACGUUCUAGUGCAAGUGGCCAGUGUGUGCAAAAAACUUUUGCAUCUUUAACCAUUGUGGUAUGUAGGUGUCGACAAGCACUGCGUCCUUGCUUGCAUUUAAAGCUGGCACAAUGCAAAGCAUGUUUUUUUCUUUGAAUGAACAGGAAAUAUUUCUUUUGUUUUAGGGAGAAAAAAAGAAAAAUUAAUUCAGGAACUCCUCUGGCAGUUGUCCAAGUGUGUGUAAGCAUUAUGCCACUUGCUCAUCUCCUAGCAGCCCGUUGUCAUUAUCAAUGUUAUGAACUUGAUGAUAAUGCAAGUUUAAUUAUGAUAGAGUUCAUUAUGGUACUCGAAACCAAGGCCAUUGGUGUUAAUUGAGGUGAAGUUAAUUGUCCACAAUUAAUUGAGAUGUAAUUAAGGCACUCAGACCCUCAAUCUUUGGUGGGAAUCGAACCUACGGCCUUUGGUGUUAGGGUGAAUUAAGGCAAAUUUAGUGAACCUGUUACAGAACUACCACUACAUUUGCUGAUGGGGGUAUGCAAUGCUUUAUUGAUGGCUCGGAUACUUUUUUUGAGCUUGUUCUUCAUUGAAAUGUACGCUGUUCUGUGCGUUGUGUGGGUGAUUUCAAUUAAUCUGUGCACUCUUCACUACACUUUGCUGAGCAUUUGUAGCCUCUGCCUUAUGUGGGUAUGAGCCAUUGCUUAAGGGGCUAAAAGCCGUUCAUUGUCUUACAAGCAAAUUUCUCAUUGGGUUGGCAUAGAAAUGCCUAAGCAUUUAAAAACACAUCACUGACAAAUUUCUCGUUGGGUAGGCAUAGAGAUGCUUACGCAUUUAAACACGCAUCACUUUUUCUUUUUGGCAAUUUUAAGGCCACGAGUGACAUGCAUGAUUUUUGAGCGAGAAGAAAGGGGGUUACACGAGGGGCCCGUUUUUAUUAAUUUAUUUUAUUGACCAGUUGCAUUCACCCAAAAAGAUCACGUACUCGUGACGCCUGUGGCAGACUGGAUGUCAUCUGCCACCAAGGUUUGUGAGUGGUGGCACUGGCUAACACUCCCAAGGUUAGUUUUAGUUGUAAAAUAUAAAUACCCAAGAAAGUGGAUGGGGAAACGGCGUCGCGGUGGCUCAUUUGUUUAGAGCAUCACACGUGUAAUGCAAAGAUGGGGGUUGUUCCCCACCUGCGGCCAGUUCUUCAUCUGCUUUCAUUGCCGUUAAUUUAUCAUUUCUCUAAUUCAAUUCAAUUCCCCUAUGUUGUCCUUGGUGUCUUUGUGUGUUGGCUCCUCUUGAUAUGAUGAUUAAUGGUUUUUUUGAAAAGCUCAUCUACAGUGGUGUUGACUGUGUCAAACUGUUCUCGAUGAAUUGUGCAGGCGUCUGUGGCUGCGUGCAAUAUUUGAAUACGAGAUGAGUGUGUGUGCCUCUCUAUUCUUGCUUACAGAAGUCGUCGUAUGCCCUUGACUUUUGAUUCCUUGUCAUGUUCUGCAACUAUGCUGACGUACAUUCUCUGGCUUUUUUAUCACAGGCUAACGGCUCACAUUGACUAAUGCCAUCCUGUCUUGCAGUGACAUGUUUGUUUUUCACACGUUAUUGUACUUCUCUUAUGCUGAUGUACAUUCUCUGGCUUUUUUAUCACAGGGUAACGGCUCACAUUGAUGAAUGCCAUCCUGUCUUGCAGUGACAUGUUUGUUUUUCACAUGUUAUUGUACUUCUCUUAUGCAAAGCGUGCAUUGCGUUGACAUAUUAGAGGUCCAGCAUGGAUGUGCAAUCUCUCGUUUAUAUAAUGCAUGCAAGAAAUGCAAGUGCCUAAAUGACACAAGUUUUGACUAUUAAUUUCUACAAUACAGUUCAUCUUUCUCAGUGCCUGUGACCUAGAUGCAUUAUUGUUGGUUGUACAACCAUGUCAUUUUGCGUUACAGGAGCAGUCACUCACUUUCAUUAGGCCCGGUGCACAGCUGUCAAUAUUUUGCACACAUCACUCACUUUGGUGCCUUCUACAAGUUCACUGGUUGCACGAAGUAAUAGUUCUGAUUUUCUUGUGGACUGACUUGGUUUCAUUUGUUCAUUCUGCCAUUGCUGCUAUGAAAACAACGGAAGUGUAUUUCAGUUAUCCAAGCCCCUUAGUACUGAAGCAUUUCGGAAACCACAAUAAGUUUAUGGAGUACCAAAUUUACGUUCUAGUCCUGUUAUUUUUUUUUUUAAUUUCUUUUAUGAACUACGUCACCACACCUGUGCAGGUUUGCCAAGUGUCCAAAAUUUAGCUCGACAACCCCAACUUUUGAGUAAACGCCAGAGUCCCGACCUAACCCAGUCGGUAUUGGCAAAUAUCCCAACUUUUUUUUCCUUACUGAAUAACGAUCAGUAAAUCAGAUUUAAUGUUUAAUGCGUGAUAGCUCGGUUGUAUGUUCUUCUCUUUUUAUCUUCGCUUGCAUUGUGAUAAACAUAAAGGCAGUUUUGCUUUAGUCUUGCUUCUAGUUCUGUUGUAGGCCAUAACCAUUCACCGUAACUCUUAUCUGUAUUGGUAGCCGUUUUAACCAGGCAACUAUACUGCACCUUAUUGACGCAUGUUGCGACAAGGUAGGACUAAAGAAAUUGGGUAACUUUGUUGCAUGUAUGGACUGGUGGCUUUUGGUACUGUCAGGUCUCUCUCCCCGUCCCGACUUCGUCCACUCAAGAGUUGGCAACCCUACAUUGCAAAUGUGUGACUUGAGCUACUCUGUGUUAUGAUGUCACAGUAAUGUCGACGACGACUUCAUACUUGUUAAGUGUUGUCCUCUUUCUUACUAGAAGCAUGCGGUAGUCCGUUUACAACUUCAAAAAUAUGUGUCAGUUCUCCUUUGAAUUGUCUAAUGUUCUUUAUAACCUAAUGAUCUCUGUCGCAUCUCGUGCUGCUGUUACAGCUCAUUGCCACAGCUGUGUUGCAGCACUUCACCAUGCCACUGAUACUGCAAUGUUUAGUGUGACUUGUGUUACAGGUUUUAGCAGUCACUGCACUAUGCCUCUCCAACAGAAGCAUGCAUUAGUCUAUAACACUUGAAUUUUUUUAUAUAGAACAAUAGUAGUAAUCGUGAUUCUUAUGGAAAUUUUUCCUUUCUGCAGCUUUGUGCACGUGGUGUUUUCUUACCGUCGACGAUUAUGUCCACAUAGCACUACUGAAAAAAAAAAAGAAAAAAAAGUCCAGAUGGAGAUUCAGAAACAGAUGGAGACUAAGUAAUCGUUCAAGCAGGGGAUGACCAUAAUUAACUGUAGCAUAAGAAGAUAGCACACAAGAAUGGAGACACACAAGUACUACGAAUUAGGCGAGUUGGUAAAGCCCGUGAUAUAAUAUUUAAUAGUUAAUAUUUAACUAUAGCACAAACUGAUAGAGCACAAACAAAAGAAUGGAAAUGCAGUGCUCUUGUGUUCUUUCGUUUUUCUGUUUGUGCACCAUCUGUUUAUGAUAGUUAAAUAUCGUCAGCCUGUACUUGCUUUCCUGAUUUUUCAGCUUUAGCAAACAAGGGACAUUUUGGGCUGGAGCAAAUAUUUGGACAAGCAGACAAAGAUAAAGUUACUUUGUCUAAAAAGCUUCGGCUUGGUCUAGCAUAAGACAUUCUUUGUACAUCCGCUAUUGAUUAAAAAAGGAAUGUAAUCGUGGAUACAUCUUGAAUAGAAGUGUACGGGCAAAUAAGUGGCCAUCGGGCAGAGAUGUUAUUGUGCAAAGAUAAAUAAACUGGAAAAUCUCAACAUUGUGUUCAAGAGAAAAUAGGGGUGUUGAUUAGAACCUUGGUGGGCUGUAGUUGUUUCUAUGCGGGGAAAAACAAAUUUCAGCUUUAUACUAAAUUUAUCAAUUCCUGCAAUUUCCUUGUAUGUUUAUGUUUCAUGUUAGUAUGAGUUUACUAGAUCUAAGACAAACAUAAUUAAGAGGUGGCACUUGGAUCUCUGUUUUGGUCGAUUGAAAUAAAGGGCUGGUCACAUUUGUACGAGGAUAGUUGGGUGUAUCAGUAGUAUUUAUACUAUAUACGUAUGAGAAGUGAUGCAUGGCUGUGUGAAAUAUAUUUCUUGUAACUUGUGCUUGUGCAACGCA
Molecule: messenger RNA, 7269 nt
Organism: Dermacentor albipictus
Lineage: Eukaryota; Metazoa; Arthropoda; Arachnida; Ixodida; Ixodidae
Gene: beta4GalT7
Product: beta-1,4-galactosyltransferase 7
Biological process (GO): carbohydrate metabolic process; proteoglycan biosynthetic process
Cellular component (GO): Golgi apparatus
Molecular function (GO): xylosylprotein 4-beta-galactosyltransferase activity
Source: RefSeq, a predicted model, not a curated record